Anisakis simplex (herring worm) is the source of this 667-nucleotide messenger RNA. The record is from the annotation of a GenBank genome assembly. NCBI's taxonomy places the organism in Eukaryota, Metazoa, Nematoda, Chromadorea, Rhabditida, Anisakidae.
UAUGGAAGUGGUUGAGGAACGAACUGUAUCAUCAGUUCGAGAAAUUGCACAGCAAUUCGGUGCGUUAUACCAACCGCUGUUCGCCGUAAAGCCGGUGUCAAAGAAGAGUAUCGCCAAUAAUAUAACUACCAAAAAUGAUAGUGCGGAUGAUGAAUGUGUGAAAAAUGAGAAGAAAACAAUGACAAAGAAAUUUCACAAAUCACUUCCAAAACAUCGAAUUAAGGGAAUAAAACCAAAAACAAGCGGUGAACCGACGACCAAGUCAAAUUCUUCAACGCCGUCAGCGGAUUACUCGACCGCCACUAUUGAUAGUGAUAAGCCUGAUCAGUCGAUAAUACGUGAUAGUGAGGUGCAAUCAACUUACGGCAUUUCGAAAUUGAGCGAUAAAAAUGUCGAGAGUGAUAAAGCCAAUCGUAGCGUCGUCGAGAGUGAUAAGAAUAAAAUUAGUAAUAAUAAUGCGUUCGAUAACGAUAUGAAGGAUGACGAUCUGAAUGCUGAAAGCAAAUGCGAUACCCAAGAAAAUGAACAAUGUUUCGAGUCAAACUACGACAAUUUAAAAUGUUCUGAUGAUGUUGCCUUGCCAAUUGAUAUCAGCGAGGAUAACAGAGGCAUUACUGAGAAUCUUCAUAAGAACAAUCCAGAUGAGAGUGAAGAGGAGGAGGAGGAG